GGGAGGCCUGAGGCGGUCCAGGCCCGGCCCGCUGCCGGCGGGAUCUCCGCGCUGAGAAGGCUCGUAGGUGACGCUGGGCGCAGCCGUUCCCGGGCAGUUUUGAGUUUGGGAAUUUAUCACAUACCAAUGAAACUAGAAUGGGGAACUAUCCGUCAAACCUGGGAGGGAGAGCUAUGAACAAAAAUAGCAGGGAAUGUCAUGCUUUUAAACAGGAGAGAAACCUACUGAAUAGCCAGAACUAGGCCCAACAACCGACUAAUGGAGGUGUGCAGCAAAAUGGGUUGAGUGAGUGCAGAGCCACCUUAUUCCACUUUGUUCUUGCACUGUCUUCACUCUUGCUUCAGUGAGAACUACAUAUCUAAAUGGGUUUGUUAAACUGGCAAAGAAGAACAGACAACCUCUGGUGGAUUUCUGUGUUCAUCAUGUUGUUUCACCAGUGCGGGCUGAGCUGAAAUUUCCUGCAUCUUGGGGAGAGCAUGUAUAAAAGGAAUGAGCUCAUGGCCAAUGUGACGGUCACCUCCGCCACUCCAGAGGGUAGUAGCAGCUCAGAUUCUCUGGAAGGGCGGAGUUCAGACUAUGCCAAUAAAAGCUAUGAUGCAGUUGUAUUUGAUGUGUUGAAAGUAACUCCUGAGGAGUUCGCAAGCCAGAUUACGUUGAUGGAUGUGCCAGUAUUUAAAGCUAUACAACCUGAGGAACUAGCAAGCUGUGGAUGGAAUAAGAAAGAAAAACAUAUCCUCGCUCCAAAUAUUGUUGCCUUUACUAGGAGGUUUAACCAGGUCAGUUUUUGGGUUGUACGAGAAAUAUUAACAGCACAGACCUUAAAAAUAAGGGCAGAAAUACUGAGCCAUUUUGUGAAAAUAGCUAAAAAGCUUUUGGAACUGAAUAAUCUUCAUUCUCUUAUGUCUGUGGUGUCAGCACUGCAAAGUGCACCCAUCUUCAGACUGACCAAAACCCGGGCCCUUUUGAAUCGUAAAGACAAGACCACCUUUGAGAAGCUAGACUAUCUACUCUCUAAGGAAGAUAAUUAUAAAAGGACACGAGAGUACAUCAAAAGCUUAAAAAUGGUUCCUACUAUUCCAUAUUUAGGAAUUUACCUCCUGGAUUUAAUCUACAUUGAUUCUGCAUAUCCCGCUUCAGGCAGCAUUAUGGAGAAUGAACAAAGAACCAAUCAAAUGAACAAUAUUCUCCGAAUAAUAGCUGAUCUGCAAGUCUCCUGUAACUAUGAUCAUCUUACAACACUGCCCCAUGUGCAAAAGUAUUUGAAGUCUGUUCGUUACAUUGAAGAACUUCAGAAGUUCGUAGAAGAUGAUAAUUAUAAAUUGUCAUUAAGAAUUGAGCCAGGUAACAGCUCUCCUCGACUUGUUUCUUCCAAAGAAGAUCUUGCAGGUCCAUCUGAUGUGUCGGCAAUUAUGAAAUUUGGCAGAAGACCCACGUGUCCUGAUGCUUCAGUGUCAGCAAGUCUACCUACACCUCCUGUACCAAGGCACAGGAAGAGCCAUAGCCUGGGAAACAACAUGAUGUGUCAGUUCAGUGUAGUGGAGAGCAAAAGCGCCACCUUCCCGACGGAGAAGCCGCGGCACCUCCUGGAUGACAGCGUCCUGGAGUCCCACAGCCCAGCCCGCGGCCACGCAUCCAACUCGCAUUUCACCAACGGCCUGUCCAUAGAUAGCAGUGAAAGCUCAGAAUUCAGCGAGGAGCUGCCGUCAGGGCUUGAAAGGGGUCGUUUAUAUGCCACGCUGGGGCCUAACUGGAGGGUACCGAUGCGGAAUUCUCCUAGGAGUCGAAGCUGUGUCUACAGCCCAACAGGGGCCUGCAGCUGCACAUUAGGUAGUUCCCUAGGAGUCAUUACCAUGGAAGGGCCAUUAAGAAGAAAAACAUUGCUCAAAGAAGGCAAGAAACCUACGCUCUCCUCAUGGAUGAGAUACUGGGUUAUGCUUUCAGGAUCAACUCUUCUGUACUUUGGAGCAAAAUCUUUAAGAGGCACUGAAAGAAAACAUUAUAAAUCUACACCUGGUAAAAAAGUCUCCAUAGUGGGCUGGAUGGUGGCACUUCCUGACGACCCUGAGCAUCCUGAUAUUUUCCAGCUAAAUAAUCCUGACAAAGGCAAUGUUUACAAGUUCCAGACUGGCUCAAGGUUUCAUGCAAUAUUAUGGCAUAAGCAUUUGGAUGAUGCAUGUAAAAGCCACAAGCCUCAGGUACCUGCUAAUCUAAUGUCAUUUGAAUAAUUUGCUCUCCUACCUGGUGCGACUUCAAGUGCCAAACUGAAGAAACGGGCUGUUGUUCUCUAAGGAGGAAGAGGAGAAUGAUUUUCCUGACAUGAGCCAGCCACAAAUAUUACAGCACUUUCCUAUGUAACUUGAAAGUGAUUCUGACAUAGCUUUUAAAAGCAGAAAGUGAAUGUUGUCCUUAGGACCUGAUACAGUCUCAUGCACUGAGUGAAAGCUGACAAGUUAGAUGGACAGAAGAUUAAUCCUGACUCCUGCAGGAUUCUAGAGCCCUCAACUUCUUGUGGUCAGAGACUGCCAUGAACUGAUGUCUGACCAGAAACUGAACAUGUAUCUUCUGCCUAUUCUUUUUUAAACAGUUCUUUUUAUUGUUAAGCUGCUUUGUGUGACUGAAAAAUAUUUGGCCCAUGUUGGGUUUCAAUUCUUUCUAAUGCACAGAAUGAUUGACAGUGUUAACUUGCUGUAAAGUGUCAAUUAGAAUAGAAAAUGGUGGAACAACAUUUUUAUAAUCUAAGUGCACUGAGCUGCUUGGCAAUGUGGCUGCCUCAGAUUUUGUAUCAAAUCUCUGGACAAUUCUGCUGUUCACAUUUGAGCUAUUUGGGAAAACAUGUAUUUUGGCACAGGACAGUUGAUUUUCUUUCCAUUCAGUUAUGUUACUCAGGAAUGCCCUGACAGUGGAUUUAAGGCAGUUUAAAUUUGUUAUGUUACAGGCUGUCUUUCAUUCUCUUCCUAGUGGCAUAGCUGCUUAUAAGUUUGGGGUUUUUUCUUCAGUCUGAAUGUUGUUCAUCUUAAGUCCCUUGGUGCAGGGAAGAAGGUAAUGAGAUGUUAUGUAUCACAUGGCCAUAGCUUCUCAGAAUGAUUCGAUAUGAUCGUUUCUGUUCUGCCUUUCUGUGGAUGACUCAGCUCGACUCAAUUCCAGUACAUGAUGCACCUUUAUGACAUACAGUGCUGGCACAUGGUACUGCUAUUACAAAAUUAGGAUGGCAAUGAAAGGUAGGGAAAACUAACAGAAGCCUCCAAACCAGUGUCCAGAGAACAAAACAAAACAAAAUACACCAAAAAAAAAACCCCAAACCCACCAAAAAAGAAUGUACCUGAGCCGCCUUCUCUGAAAGAACUUUCUGCAUCUAUAGCUGUAUCUUCACUGCGCCCUAGCACUCCUAUGGUCAGAGUUUUUCUCCGUUCCCAUGCUAAGUUGAGCACUUUUUCAGUCUGAAACUCUUGGGCCAUAAGGCAUCAGUAUCCAGACUUCAUCACUCACCAGAAAACCUCUUCUGAGUUUCCUAAGGUUGAACAGAGGAGAGAUUUGCAAGCCAACCUCUAGCUUAUAAAC
This is a messenger RNA of Neopsephotus bourkii (Bourke's parrot), 3558 nucleotides long. It is a transcript of the gene RALGPS1, whose product is annotated as Ral GEF with PH domain and SH3 binding motif 1. Gene Ontology annotation, biological process: Ras protein signal transduction; positive regulation of GTPase activity. Gene Ontology annotation, cellular component: plasma membrane. NCBI's taxonomy places the organism in Eukaryota, Metazoa, Chordata, Aves, Psittaciformes, Psittacidae. The record is from RefSeq and is a predicted model, not a curated record. The transcript is spliced from 23 exons. Gene Ontology annotation, molecular function: guanyl-nucleotide exchange factor activity. The coding region runs from base 477 to 2225 and encodes 582 amino acids.